GCGGGCGGGUUUCCCCAGGCUACGGUUGGGGCCGCCGCCCGCUGGUUCGCCGCCCUGCGCCAUGGCGGGCUGCGCGGCGCGGGCUCCGCCGGGCUCCGAGGCGCGCCUCAGCCUCGCCACCUUCCUGCUGGGCGCCUCGGUGCUCGCGCUGCCGCUGCUCACGCGCGCCGGCCUGCAGGGCCGCACCGGGCUGGCGCUCUACGUGGCCGGGCUGAACGCACUGCUGCUGCUGCUCUACCGGCCGCCGCGCUACCAGAUAGCCAUCCGAGCCUGUUUCCUUGGCUUUGUGUUUGGCUGUGGAGUGCUGCUAAGUUUUAGCCAGUCUUCUUGGAAUCACUUUGGCUGGUAUAUGUGCUCCUUGUCAUUAUUUCACUAUUCUGAAUACUUAGUCACAGCCGUCAAUAAUCCCAAGAGUCUGUCCUUGGAUUCCUUUCUCCUGAAUCACAGUGUGGAGUAUACAGUAGCAGCUCUUUCUUCUUGGAUAGAGUUCAUACUUGAAAAUAUCUUCUGGCCAGAACUGAAGCAGAUCACCUGGCUCAGCGCCACGGGGCUGCUGAUGGUGGUCUUUGGAGAGUGUCUGAGGAAAGCGGCGAUGUUUACAGCUGGUUCCAAUUUCAACCACGUGGUGCAGAAUGAAAAGUCAGAAACCCACACUCUGGUGACAAGCGGAGUAUACGCUUGGUUCCGGCAUCCUUCUUAUGUUGGGUGGUUUUACUGGAGUAUCGGAACCCAGGUGGUGCUGUGUAACCCCAUCUGCGGCGUGAGCUACGCUCUGACAGUGUGGCGCUUCUUCCGCGACCGCACGGAGGAGGAGGAGAUCUCGCUGAUCCACUUUUUUGGAGACGAGUACCUGGAGUAUAAGAAGCGGGUGCCCACGGGCCUGCCUUUCAUAAAGGGGGUCAAGGUGGAGCUAUGAUAGGCCCGGACGGCCCAGGCCAGGCCGGGGGGCCUCCCACUCCAGGCAGCGUGGGACGGAACUGCUUCCUGUCGGCCACUCUGCAGAACGGACUUUCUUAAAUCAUUUUGUAUGUCACCAGUUACUCUUCUGGAAUAUCACUCAAGAUCAAAUGGUCAGAAGGCCUUAGGACCAAAGGACCCCCCUCCCACCCCCACUCCCACCUCCCCCUGCCCUGGAGCAGCGUGAUCUCGGGCUGCAUCAAGGUAGGACGCAGAUUAAAGGUGGACGAGAUGCAGAUAACAGCAGUACUCGGCAGUGCCCCCCCGACGUGCCCGGGGAGAGCCUAGGCCACACUCCAUCCCCCACGAGGCCAGGGCUGUUAAGUUGUGACCAAGACCUCUGGGGAGAGGGGGGCUCGCUCCUGACGCUGAGUGCGGCUCCUGCAGCAGGAAGGGGUACGUGGGCACCAGUACCUACUAGCGUUAGAAACCCAUUCAGAAUCCUUACUUUGGCCGAAACACACAGACAGCACAGCUUUAACCUCCCUGUUUCUGUCCUUAAGUGCAUGAGCAUCUCUAUAGUUUUAAAGACACUUCCUUAUAAGGCACUUUGGCUCUUCAUAUAUCUCAUCAUGUUUACUUACCUGUUUUCAAAAACAGCAGUAUGAACUCAGGGGACUCGCUUGGCGUGUGAGCCCCACCUUUUAUUUGGCAGAAAGGCAGCACAGACACCUCCAGAUGACUCAGCUGACGCUUUGUGUUACCAGGGCUCCCCGGGCCAGGGAGACUGUGGGCCCCUGUGGCUUUCCUGGGUCCUGGCUCCUCCCAGAAGGGGGCUGUUACCAGUGACAGGCAUGUCAAAGAUGUGUCAUUUCUCCUUUAUCCAAAAAAAUGCUUCCUGGACACCUGCUCUGUGCAAGGCAUUGUUAAACGUUGAGAAAUA
Eubalaena glacialis (North Atlantic right whale) is the source of this 1840-nucleotide messenger RNA. RefSeq names its product isoprenylcysteine carboxyl methyltransferase (gene ICMT). The record is from RefSeq and is a predicted model, not a curated record. Gene Ontology annotation, molecular function: protein C-terminal S-isoprenylcysteine carboxyl O-methyltransferase activity. Gene Ontology annotation, cellular component: endoplasmic reticulum; membrane. Bases 62 to 916 code for a protein of 284 amino acids. Lineage: Eukaryota; Metazoa; Chordata; Mammalia; Artiodactyla; Balaenidae. Gene Ontology annotation, biological process: C-terminal protein methylation. The transcript is spliced from 5 exons.